Drosophila takahashii is the source of this 1467-nucleotide messenger RNA. NCBI's taxonomy places the organism in Eukaryota, Metazoa, Arthropoda, Insecta, Diptera, Drosophilidae. The record is from RefSeq and is a predicted model, not a curated record.
GUAUGAGAAGCGCAUAGAAGGGGGUCAUUAUUCAAAUACCAAACAAUGUAAUUCAACAACAACUUAACUUUCACUUUUAAAUAUAAUAAAAAUAUCUAUUUUUUUUGUUUAAAAGUUAAUUUAAAAAUGUAAUAAGUCAUUACAUAGAAUGGUAAAUACUGUUUAGAUAAAUGAAUGUUUUAGCUACUUCUCUGUAUGGCGUAUGAGCUAUUGAAUUAUUUAAAAACGUUUGGCGACGCCUUCAACUUUUGACACGCAGCCCCAGACGGCCAGCCCUUGACCCCUAAACCCUAUCCCUCGGUAAAUAGCUGUGCUUCUAGACCAAUAGACCACUAGACCAGCGCGAACUUCUCCACCUGAUUAAUUAAAGAAUAACAACAGUCGACUCUCACUCUCUUUCGCACUGGGAACAGUUGGUUGGACACGUUGUCGGUGUUUUUUUUUGGGAAGCGGCUCAGUCCAGCCGGCGAUGCCUUAGUGGCAGCUCCUCCAGAUCGUAGCAAAACACCACGCCAAGAUGCCCUAUAACCUCUGGCUGCGACGGCGCCUCCAGCUGCUGGCCUCGCUGCUCUUCUGCGGCCUCCUGGGCUAUCUGACCUCGGAGGCGGUGGCCAAGCCCACGUUAUCCUUCAGCUUGCCCCAAGGAUUGCAGGGGUUCCCGUCGUUUCAAUCCUUCACCCAGCAGAUCAUCGAGCAGCGCAGUGUGCGCCAGAUGAAGACGUACAGCGGAAAGCGAGUGAGCAACGACUCCCUCAUUAUGAUAUACUAUCACGAUCUGACCAUAGCCGUAACGGAGCUGGGACCCCAGAAGCUGCUACUCGGAUGCGAGCUGAUCGAAAUCUACAACGAUAAGGAGGGCAAGAUGCUGCUGGAGGGCCUCUCGCACUAUAAUCGCCCCCUGGAAAUUAAAUUCGACGAGAUGCUUAAGCUGAUGGAUCAGUGCGAGCAUGUGGACAAGCUGAGCUACGCCUCGCGUCACAAAUCCAAACUGGAGGGCAAUGAGCGUAGCAGUGGCGGCGGAGCUGGCGAUGCAUCCUCAACGGGCGGAGCCAACGAUGGAGUCGCCCUCAAGCUGGCCACCAAUAUCUUUCCGCGCAGUCCCUUCUCCCUGCUGAGUGGCAUUAUUCCAGGCACAAAAUGGUGUGGCACUGGCGAUAUCGCAGAGACAUACAGCGAUCUGGGUAGCGAAAUGGCCAUGGAUCGAUGCUGUCGCCAACACGAUCUGUGUCCCAUUAAGAUCCGAGCCUAUCAGCACAAAUACGAACUGAUGAACGAUUCGCUGUACACAAAGUCCCAUUGCAUCUGCGACGACAUGCUGUUCUCCUGCCUGAAGAUGACCAACACCUCGGCCUCGCAGCUGAUGGGCUCCAUCUACUUCAACCUGGUGCAGGUGCCCUGUCUGGACGGACGGAGCGAUCAGUACAAAUUCCGGGCGGCCAAGGAGGGAUUCUAAGCGGGGGAGAGACC